Molecule: messenger RNA, 3246 nt
Organism: Xiphias gladius (swordfish)
Lineage: Eukaryota; Metazoa; Chordata; Actinopteri; Istiophoriformes; Xiphiidae
Gene: morn4
Product: MORN repeat containing 4
Exons: 5
Coding region: 250-690 (146 amino acids)
Source: RefSeq, a predicted model, not a curated record
UUGGCCGACGCAACGCCUAGUGACACUCCCUUUAAAACGAGCACGGUGCCCUUUAAACAAACUAACAUUACGCCAGUAGAUAACUAAAGUGUACAGUUUGGAUUUAGGAACAAUAAAAACAGCGAGGAAACGCAAGAAGUAGCGUAACAGUGUCACAAACUGCAACAUUUAACCGACUGCCCAGGCUGGCUGCCGUGAGAAGGAAACAGUGGAGGACAAAAAGUCGCUCGGAGAUGCCCCAAGGGGGCCAUGACUCUGACCAGAGGAUCUUUCACCUAUGCUAGUGGGGAGGAGUACCACGGCGAGUGGAAAGAAGGUCAGAGGCACGGUGUUGGUCAGCUCAAAUUUCAGGAUGGAACCUGCUACACUGGCCAGUUUGAAAGUGGACUGUUCCACGGCUCUGGUGUACUGCUCUUUACAGACGGAUCCAGGUACGAAGGAGAAUUUGCACAUGGCAAGUUUCAAGGUACAGGAGUCUUUAGUCGAUACGAUGGCAUGAGGUUUGAAGGAGAAUUCAAAGAUGGACGUGUUGAGGGAUAUGGGCUACUGACUUUCCCAGAUGGAGCUCAUGGUGUCCCGCGAAACGAGGGCUUGUUUCAAAACCACAAGCUGCAGAGGAGAGAAAAGUGUCCAGGAGUGGUGCAGCGUGCACAGGCUUCAGCCUCCAACGCUCGCAGUCUGGCACUUUGACCGUCAUGGACCCUGAUGGAGACACUGUCAGGGUUCCAGCACCUUCCAGGAGGGCCUCAGGGAUGUGUACUUGUAUACUCCCCUCCAGCUCUUCUGUCUGUGUCUUUCUCUCUUUUUUCACCAUCACUUUCUUUUUUUCUGCAUCUUCCGUGCUGCGCCCUCACAGUAGCUUGGAAUGCACAUGCAAUUUAACCAAACAAUGGGUUUGUGUAUUACAGAUUUGAAAUGCACAGCACCAUGAAGCACACCUUUAACUUCACCAGUCAGGGAACAGCAAAUACUACUGUUUUUCAGUUGUUCUGAUUCUUGUACUCAUAAACAGUGUUGUAGUGUUUUACAACAGUUAGCGUUCACACAUUGAAUAUGGGAGGCCUCUUCUUACCAUAUUUUUUGCACAUUUGGUAAUUUAAAGAGGUUCUUUCUCCUGCACUAGGAGGAAGUGUAAAGUGAGUCUGUAUGUCGAAGACUUUAGCUACUAAUUAGAAAAGUACAUACACUUAAAAAAUGCUGCAAGCCAGUACAGCAGAGUACCCUGUGGAGUUUUUGACCACUUGUAGCUCUUUGGAGCACUGUUUUUACAAUUGCGUCCCCAUUUUGUUUUUAUAAUGUACGGGCAAGAGGAUGCAUGUGCGCAAGCAUAUGAGCAACAUGACACACAUAUUUGCCGAUGUUUUCAAGCUGUGCUGCUGAUGUACAGUUGGUGGCGAUAAUGAACAACGAAGCGUAGCAAUGGGUCCACAAAGCCAGUGAAGAAGAAAACUGCCAGCUAGCAAACAUGAAUCUAAACAAUGCAGUAUUUAAAAUAAUUGAAAAAAUUGGCUUUACAAAUGUUUAAAUAGUAAGGAAAUACAUUCAAGACAUUUGUCAAAGAUACACACAGUGUGUUUGGUGAAAAACAGUGAAUAUAAACAUAACUUUUGUUUGUUUACAAAUACACUCCACAGGGCACCUUUAAAAUUUAAUCCCAAUUAACAGUGCUGCUGCAAACUAUAUCAUUGAAGAAAUGCAUUUUGUCACUGGUGUUUCUCCUUUUAGAAGAUCAGUAUUCACAUUUGCCUUAAAAACAUUUUGGUAUAACAGUAUAGUUCAAGGGUCCAUCUGAAAAUCAAAUGACGCUCAGUGCCCUCUCCUUCCCUUCUCCUCUGCAUCAUUUGCCCCCUGGUGUCUGUCAGCCUAAUGAAUUUGAGGUCUGCUUGAAGAUUGCCUUCACUCUGAGAGAUAAAUUGCUAAGCUGGUACUGAGCUCCCAUCACUCACAAGUCCAGCAGCUCUCCUCUCUUCAAUAAACCUCCCACUCCCAGUGGAAAUCAUUGGAGAGGAGAUUUAACUUAGUUGGAUAAUUCUCGUAUGUUUUCCCCUUUCUAACCUGAAUACCUGGAUGACUGGACAUCCUCAAAGUUGUUAAAAAAUCAUAAUUAAAUUCAUUAAAUUAGGGACAUAUAUCUUAACUGAGGCAGCUGAAUGAAAGAGUUUAUGAAUCUGAUAUAUAUUUAGGAGUAUGUAAUUAUAAUAUAUGUGUUUUUCUGUCAAGUGUAUAGAUAAUCAUAAUCCUUGAUUGUGUAUGUUCCAACCUUUCAAAUGAAUUAUGAGAUAAUUCUUUAAUUGGUUGAGUAGAAAAUGGUGUCGCUUUGUUAUUUAAGACAGUGGGGUUGAGAAUUUUAGGUGUUAAGAAUUUAAUAACCAUUAUAGCCAAUCACAGGUAUUCUAUGAUUACAGAUUAAUUCAGUGUACUUGAACUGUUAAUAGGCCUUACAAAGCAUUUGUAGACGUGGCUUGUCUAGGGUUGCUUACAUAGCACUUCAACCAAAGACAAUCAAAUGAUAUAAUAGGUAAGGAAGCCCUGAACAUGUUAUUUCUUACAGCUAAACAAUAAAGACAAAUCCACCUGGGACUUGAGGGUGCAACAAAAUCAAAUGGACCGAAGAUUAAACGGAAUUGAUAUGAGAUUCUUCUGUAAAUAUUCCUGAAGUCUUUAGCCAGGAUUAUUUGCAGUUACUGAUUUUUAUUGUUGUUAUAUUCUAGGAUGAAAAAAAAAAAAAAUCAAUAAUCAAUAACAUCUGCCCAUACUGUUGCUUGCUUUGAAUGCCCCCUUUGGUACUGCAGGGUGCUACACAGCGCAAUCUGACGGAAUUCAGGUAACAGAAAAGCAGACCGGUGCAUGCAUCAGUAGCGCUAUCUACAAGCACACAGUGAUACUUUAAUGUUUGCUGUAUGUGCAAAGUGUGUAAUAAGCUGUAUUUCGAAUCAUGUAAUAGUAUUUUUCCUUUCCACAACGUUGGAGACAAUAACUGCUCAAGCCUUCUUUGCCUAGCCACUCCUGCCUGAGUGGAAUUGAAUACAAUGGAAUACAACGUCCAUUUCCUACUGGAAAAAAAUGGUGCUUGAAAAGCGUGCCUGUCCAGACUGUCACCUACCUGGAAAAUAUAAUUGCCAUGGUUACCUUUUUUCAGUAACAAUAUAAUGUUGCUUUGAGUGCUCUUAGAGAAAACUACUGCACAGUAUCCUCUCAUUCUCCUGGAAUAGGUCUCAGUAUGUAUCACUUAGGUGGUAAACGGUU